Messenger RNA from Pediculus humanus corporis (human body louse), 1563 nucleotides. RefSeq names its product krueppel c2h2-type zinc finger protein, putative. The transcript has 6 exons. Gene Ontology annotation, cellular component: nucleus. The record is from RefSeq and is a predicted model, not a curated record. Gene Ontology annotation, molecular function: zinc ion binding. Bases 1 to 1563 code for a protein of 520 amino acids. NCBI's taxonomy places the organism in Eukaryota, Metazoa, Arthropoda, Insecta, Psocodea, Pediculidae.
AUGAAUACACUUUGCCGGAUUUGCGCUAAAAAAUGUUCUAAACUUACGCCGAUAUUUGAAGACGAAACAUUAGCACAAAAAAUAAACAAAUGUUUAUCAAUAAAAGUAACCGUGACAGAUAAUUUGCCAUUAAAUGUAUGCGAUUUUUGUUUUUUUAAAAUUAACAACAGUUAUUUGCUUUACGAAAUCGCUAACCAGUCUGAUAAAAGUCUAAAAAAAUUAUGGAAAAUUUUAUUAAAAGAAACUGGACAUUGCUCAUUAAAAAAUUAUUCUGCAACUGACCAAGAUAAAAUUGAUUGUAAUCUUAGUAAUAAUUUUAAUGAUGUUAAUAUUUUACAAACGACUGAUGGUAAUUCGGAAGAUGUAACACAAUUAAAAAAAAGUGUACUAGUUUCUAAUAAAUUUUGUGUUACAAAACCUGCUGUCGAUGAAUUUGGCAAAAAAGGAUUUUUUACUGUCGUAUGUAAUAAAAAUGAUAUAAAGAACUCAAAUUUAAAUGAACCUGAAAACUUACUUUCAAUCAAUGAAAAUGAUAGCAAACAGGGAGAAGAAGAAUAUAAUAAAUGUGAUACAAUUGAUAAUAAAAGUAGUGAAAAAAGAAAAUCAACUCAUUCACAACAAAAACCAUAUCUUUGCGAUAUUUGUGGAAAAUCUUUUAGACAUUUAAAUAAUUUAAAAUGUCAUAAAAAAAUUCAUAUGGGUAUUAAAAAACUUCAUGCAUGCAAAUUAUGUAAAAAAACAUUUUUAUCAAAUUUUUUCCUGCAGGAACACAUGAAUAUUCAUACAGGAAAAACACCUUAUAAAUGUUUAGUUUGCAAUAAGGAAUUUAGAGAAAAAGUUCAUUUGAGACAGCACAAAUGGACACAUUCUGAAGAAAAAUUUACAUGUAAUAUUUGUGGGAAAAAAUUCAAUAGAAAAGGAAACAUGAAUAAACAUAAAAAAAAGUAUCAUCAGAAUAAUUCGUUGGAAAAAGAAAAUAGUAUUUUAAAUGACUCGACAAAUUUGGAAAAAAUAUGCUGUCCAAUGUGUGAAGAAAAUUUUUCAGAGCAAUUACUCCUUAAAGCACACAUUAAACAUUUUCACAAAGAUCAAAAAACAUUUUCCUGUUUGCUUUGUGGAAAAAAAUUUAAGCAUUCAGGAUCAUUGACUUAUCACAGGAGAGCAGCUCACACUGGAGAAAAACCAUUUCAAUGCAAUUAUUGUGAUAAAAAAUUUUCUCUUCGUUCGGUUCAUAAAAAAAUACAUUCAUGUGAAAGAAACUAUGUCUGUGAUGACUGCGGAAAAGCUUAUAUACAAAAAUAUGACUUGAUUAAACAUAAAAAAAUUCAUGAUUAUAAAAAUAAAAGAUUUUUUUGUAAAUAUUGUGGCAAUCAUUUUUCUAGAAAAUCUGACAUAACAAAACAUUCAACUUGUCAAUACAAUAUUUCAAGAAAAAUUAACAAAGAAAUUGAUGAAGCUGAAAAAAUUCUCGAUUCAGUUUCUAAAAGUUUUUUAAUCGAAGAACCUUUCAGUUUAGGGUCAAAAGAAACAAUUUUAGAAAAUAAAAUUUUUGAUGAAAAAUGA